AUGGGCGGUUUCACUAUUUACGGUUCUACACGCUUUUCUUCAGCCGAAGAAUCGGAAGAGUCCAGAAUGCUGCUUCUUGAGCUUGGUGAUGAUGUUUUGCGUUUAAUCGUGUCGAAUCUUGAGUCAUGGCAUGGCCAAAUGGCAGAUGCUAUCAAGUUCGCACUCACUUGCCGCUACGCCUAUUCAAUUGCUAGCAGUGUCCUCCCCAGAUACAUGUCGAUUACGAUUCCAUCAAAAAGAUACACCUUGCUCCAAAGAAGCAUACGCGAGAACCCCAGUUACCUUCGUAGCGUAUAUUACCUCACUAUCUCAUUUGGACCGACCCUUACGGACGACGAAGAACUACGAGCAAUCCUAGACUUGCUACCUGGCUUGAAAACCCUCGAAAUUGAGUACGUCGGCUCAACUCGACUCAUACCGGUUGUGUUGUCUCUGCCUGAAGCCCCCUUCACUAGAUCAUUACAGGCUUUAAACAUUACAGACAGCAAACUGACCACUUCGGAACUUCUGAGCUUGCUGUAUACAUUUCCAAGGCUACAGUCGUUGUCGCUCGAGUAUUUCACAGACCCUUUUGAUUCAGUCAUGGGGAACGAACCACACAGGCAAUCAUCAAUACAGAGUCUAGAUCUUUGCGCCAUACAGAUUGGAGUUCACCUGCUCACAAACAUACUUCAAAGAUGCCAAAAGCUUCGCACUCUGUCCUGUAAAGUGCCUUUGGUAGCUCCGCAAAGAAUGCGCCAUAGGGAAACAACAAUGCAACUACCUCUUUCUCCGAAAAAUAUCAUGCCAGCCUUUCUAAACGUCGCCAAUACAUUGAAUGAACUAGAUCUCAGCACACAAACCCAACGAUGGCCGGGACACGAUGGAUCAAGAAUGGAUUUCAGCAAGUUCCUGGUAUUGAAACGGCUUACAGCUUCUGCAUUAUGUUUUCUCAGCCCACUUUCUCUAGGCGUUAGUCGUGAUGGACUCUACCGACUGCUACCUCGCCGUCUACAGUACUUCCAGCUCAAUUUCUGCAUCGACAUUGGAAUCUUCUAUUUCUCUACUCAAUCUAGUCUGGAUGAAGUGGGAAGAGACAGGGUUCUUACUGAAGAGAUUGAUGAGUCGGAGUAUCGCUGGAUAGUCGAACUAGCCACGCAUAUGUCUUCUUUAGAGGAAGUCUGGCUUUAUGAAAGAAAACAUUCGGCCCACUCAGCUUUUGUCAUUGAAGAGUGGGAUGCUCCACUUUCGGUUGAAGAUGCUUUUGAGGAAGCGGAGAUUGAUUUGAUGGUGCUUCUCAGAGCCCUAAAACUACAAAAGAGGGUAUAA
Glarea lozoyensis ATCC 20868 is the source of this 1308-nucleotide messenger RNA. RefSeq names its product RNI-like protein. The coding region runs from base 1 to 1308 and encodes 435 amino acids. The transcript is spliced from 2 exons. Lineage: Eukaryota; Fungi; Ascomycota; Leotiomycetes; Helotiales; Helotiaceae. The record is from RefSeq and is a predicted model, not a curated record.